GAUGGCGCAGGCCGGCUGGGAGGUGCCGGCCCGGGGUUUGAGCCGAGAACUUCUCCCGGGGCAGGGGCGGGAGCCAGGGUGGCGGCGAGGGCGCGUGAAGCGCAGAGCGGAAACCAUGGUUCAGCAGGUGCUCUACCGGGCGCUGGUCUCCACCAGGUGGCUGGCGGAGUCCGUCCGGGCUGGAAAGCUGGGGCCUAGCCUGAGGGUGCUGGACGGGUCCUGGUACUCGCCUGGCACCCGGGACGCCCGCAAGGAGUACCUGGAGUGCCAUGUGCCCGGCGCCUCCUUCUUUGACAUAGAGGAGUGCAAGGACAAGUCGUCACCCUACGAGAUGAUGCUGCCCAGCGAGGCGGGCUUCGCCGACUACGUGGGCCACCUGGGCAUCAGCAAUGACACACACGUGGUGGUCUACGACGGUGACCACCUGGGCAGCUACUAUGCGCCUCGGGUUUGGUGGAUGUUCCGUGUGUUUGGCCACCGCACAGUGUCGGUGCUCAAUGGUGGCUUCCGGAACUGGCUGAAGGAGGGCCACCCGGUGACAUCCGAGCCCUCCCGCCCAGAGCCCGCAGUCUUCAAAGCCACACUUGACCGCUCCCUGCUCAAGACCUAUGAGCAGGUGCUGGAGAACCUUGAAUCUAAGAGGUUCCAGCUGGUGGAUUCACGGGCCCAAGGGCGGUACCUGGGCACCGAGCCAGAGCCAGAUGCCGUAGGACUGGAUCCGGGCCACAUCCGAGGUUCGGCCAACAUGCCGUUCAUGGAAUUCCUGACGGAGGAUGGCUUCGAGAAGAGCCCAGAGAUGCUCCGAGCCAUGUUCGAGGCCAAGCAGGUGGACCUCGCCAAGCCCCUCAUCGCCACCUGCCGCAAGGGUGUCACCGCCUGCCACAUCGCCCUGGCCGCCUACCUCUGCGGCAAGCCCGACGUGGCCAUCUACGACGGCUCCUGGUUCGAGUGGUUCCACCGGGCCCCCCCAGAGACCCGCGUGUCCCAGGCGAAGGACGGGAAGGCCUGAGCAGGGAGCUUGUCCGCUCGCCCAGAGCACAGCCGGUUGGUGACUGGCAUGACCUGCAGCUGGUUCAUAGCUCCCGCCUGGGAGAUCUUAGAGUCUCGGGUAAAGCUCCCCCGCCCCCCCUACCCCCCGCCCCCCACAACACUGGAAUAAACGUGGCUUUUUCUGCGUGCCGUG
Molecule: messenger RNA, 1183 nt
Organism: Myotis daubentonii (Daubenton's bat)
Lineage: Eukaryota; Metazoa; Chordata; Mammalia; Chiroptera; Vespertilionidae
Gene: TST
Product: thiosulfate sulfurtransferase
Cellular component (GO): mitochondrion
Molecular function (GO): thiosulfate-cyanide sulfurtransferase activity
Source: RefSeq, a predicted model, not a curated record